Schistosoma bovis is the source of this 2298-nucleotide messenger RNA. The record is from the annotation of a GenBank genome assembly. NCBI's taxonomy places the organism in Eukaryota, Metazoa, Platyhelminthes, Trematoda, Strigeidida, Schistosomatidae.
UAUAUAUAUAUAUAUAUAUAUAUGGCAAAUACUUUGUGACUUCUCAUAGCAAAUAUGCGUCCCUUCCCCGUAUUGCCUUCUUUACAUCUGGUGUUUCUGUCAGGAUCAAUGUGAAAGUGCCGAGGCCGUUUGAGGAUGGGAACCUCGAGAGCUACCUCCAGUAACAAGGAUGGGGGGUCUAUCGACCUAUAUUAAUCCUUGCAGUUUGUAAUGCUGUGGAGGUCCAAUCUCGUUUUGAAUAUAUCAACAGAAGUUGCUGAUAUUACGUGUCCCGUUAGGGAAUUCCAGUAAUUCACUACUCGAUGCGAAAAAUGAAACUUCAGACGUAAACGAUUUGAUUUCUGUUUUUAAACUUUCUUCGAACGUCCUCUUAUUAUCAGUCCUAGACGGAAGGAAAAGAUAAGACAUGUUAAUACCAAGGUCGUCUCAGGCGGUUUGAGGUGACAACGGCUUGUCGGUGUGAGAGACCUCACUAAGUAUCCAUGUAGAACUUUGCGUAUCAUUCUACGUGGUAAUCGUUUGAAAUCAGUCUUCGUUGAGCCAUAUCCUGUUUCAUUACUUAGUGUAUUUUUCAUUUACUCAUCUAAUAUAUAUAUACUAGCCACAUUUAUGUGAUAAAAGUAGUACUACAUUUUUUCGGAAAAACUGGAUCAUCCUGUGUACUUUAUUUCGUUUGAAGAGAUUUAUAACUGUAGACUUGUGCGAAAUACACACGUGAUUUACCAAUUAAUCUAUGACGUGAGAAGAGUUAACGCUUUUCACACUUAAAAUAUCCUCCGUAUUAUUUAAAAGUAUUGUUUUAGAGGUAUAUAUGUCUUCGUCGUAUUUUACUUAUCAUAAACGACUGAAUUGAUUUUAUAGGCAGUCUAAUUCCGCAUCUUGGUGUGAGUUUUAGGCAUUUAAUUCUCCAAACCCCUGAAAAUCUAUAUCUUCACUCUUAUAAAUAAAAGCAUUAAAAUAUGUUUACCUUCUGUUAUUUUGCCAAGAUUGAGGCAAAUACACUUCCAAAUUUUUUUUCGCAAAAUAAUUUUGCUGUUAUCUCUACUUUCCAGUUUUGUGUACCUCAUCUUGACUUUUGCUAUUUUUAUUUUGGCCCAUAAAGGAAUGGAGCUUACCAAAAUUGUUAAAUUGUUGGAUGCAUAUUGCUUACCACACUUGGCCGAAAAGUGGGAUAAUGUCGGUCUCCUAAUAGAACCUUCUAUUCCACACCAUGUGGACAGGAUUUUUAUCACAAAUGAUUUAACAGAACAAGUACUCGAUGAGGCGAUUUCUCAAAAAUGUGGUCUGAUCGUUUCAUACCAUCCACCAAUUUUCUCUCCUCUUAAAAAGCUUACGCAACAGCAUUGGAAAGAGCGUAUAGUUGUACGUUGUAUAGAAAACAAAAUCGGUGUAUUUUCACCACACACCGGGCUUGAUGCAAAACUUGGAGGUAUCAACGAUUGGCUUUUAGAACCAUUAGCUGUCAAUCGAAGAGAGAGUUUAUCUCGAUCACCAAUUACUCAAAAUUUAUCCAGGUUGACCGUUGUUAUGAACGAAAAUUUCGGAGACUUCGUCAUAUCCACAGGAGUAGGAGUGUGUACAACUAAUAUUAAGAGUAAUGCUGGAAUAACAGCCAUUGUUACCUGUACCGAGUCCGAUUUAAAACGUGUUGUAGAUGUGACGGAGGAGCUUAAAAUUUCAGUUGUUAGCAUCGAAAAUAUUCAAAAGACAAGUGAAGAAGGAUGUGGCAGACUGGUCACUCUACAGUUCCCAGUUCAUCUAAAAGCAAUUAUCGCUGCCUACAAAAAGUUUCUAAACAUAGGGCAUUUAACUGUAGCCCCAGGACUAGGUAAAACCCUCGACUGUCCAAUUAAAACAGUUGCUGUAUGUGCUGGUUCCGGCGGGUCGCUUUUAUGCCAAACACCAGCUUCAUUUGCUGCCGAUUUAUUUAUAACUGGAGAAUUAUCUCAUCAUGAUCGUCUUGAGGCUGUUUCUCGUGGUAUUUCUAUUAUUUUAGCUGGGCAUUCUGUUACGGAAAGAGGAUUUUUCAGGGAAAGAUUUAUCCCAGACUUUCGUCAUCUUUUAUCAACUGUACAUAAUGCUGGUGAAAUCCCACACUUGGAAUUGUUAUUAUCCGACGCAGAUCAUGAACCAGGUUUUGUCGUUUAACUAGUCGUUAUUAUGUUUGUGCAAUUUUGUAGUAUUCGAUGUGUUACAACAGAUAUUUUUAAUGGUUUCACUACUUUUUUCCAUUUCCUUCUUAAUACUGGAUAUUAUUGGUCUAUUACCAACUUGUAAAAUAAACCAUAACUAUCAUCC